Molecule: messenger RNA, 6259 nt
Organism: Anopheles funestus (African malaria mosquito)
Lineage: Eukaryota; Metazoa; Arthropoda; Insecta; Diptera; Culicidae
Gene: Utx
Product: histone demethylase UTY
Exons: 11
Coding region: 1446-5312 (1288 amino acids)
Biological process (GO): regulation of gene expression
Cellular component (GO): MLL3/4 complex
Molecular function (GO): RNA polymerase II cis-regulatory region sequence-specific DNA binding; histone H3K27me2/H3K27me3 demethylase activity; chromatin DNA binding
Source: RefSeq, a predicted model, not a curated record
UCUAAUUCGUGAAGUAUUUGUGUCUAUGCAUCACCCUUGGCCGGCUUUUCCCAUUCAUUCGAAACUUCAUUCCUAGAAAACCAAAAACUACCCCGAACAGCCCUGCACUCUCAGGUGAGAGAGCGUACGGAAUGCUCUCCGUAACAAUAAAACAAAAAAAGGGCAGAACCGGUUCCACACGGUAUCAGCACGGUGGACGAGAGCGACUUGAUUCAAUUCGAAUCGAAAAACCAGCGCGUACGGACGGCACGCUCGCACGUCACGCAGCUCGGGUGUUUUUGGUGUGAAGUACACGGUCAAGAGGUGGAGAAGGAAAGAAAAGUGAAAACGAAAACGGGGUCGUCGGUGAGAGAGAUGGUACGGCAGAGAACCGCAACAGCAGCAAACGUAGGCACAGUAGUGUGAUUAGCGUUUAUGGAAUCGAUUGUUUUUCCAACCCACCAUCGCUAGAAGAGUUGCUUUUAAUCCUUCUGUGUAGUGCCAGUGUAAAAGGAAAUAACACCUGAAAAGCGAAUAAAAAGUGCAGCAGAAUUAUUAUCAUCAUCAGCCGUACGGCAAAAAGUUGUGUAAAUCACUCUCGAGCAGUGCGGGCGUUGCGCGCGCGUUUGUGUAUGUGUGUGCUGUGUUAUGUGUGUGUGUUUUCGAAGGUGUGUUCCCAUUCUUUACUGCUAGCGUGCGUGCAUGUGCGUGAAUGGAUACAUUAGUGUGAAAAAAAAUUCGUGCCAGAAAGCAUACAUCCACUGCCAACCCUACUAUCGUCCGCUUAUGGAAGCGAUUGAAAUGAUUUAAUCCACAUCAUACAUAUGCAGCCACGUGUGCGUGUGAGAGAGUUGUAUCACGAUCACGAGUGUAUCACCGUUCAGUGCGUAUGUGUUUAUAUCGCUGUGUUCAUACUCAAAACGAAAUGAAAACAAAGCUGCCCCACUAAUUUAGUAAUAAGCGAAGGAAGAGCGGUGAAAACGUGUGAAGGAAGAAUUUUUAAUAUUAAAGAAAAAGUUUAAAACCAUCCACAAUUGGUUCAUGGAGUGUUUUUUGUAGCUUUUUCUCCACUGUAACGCUACCACAACACUGCCAAACGUAAUCGUAUCACUGCCAAGUGAAAAAAAAGUGUUCAGCUUUUCCUUCUGUCCUGUCGAAGCAUACUGUAAACCUACACAACAACAAUACGAGAGAGAGAGAGAAAAAAAACGGACAAACCACACCGUUUUGUUAUAAAAGAACGCGGUUCGUUCUGUACGUCUGCUACGAAAAACGGGAGCAGUUUUUGGUUUUUUUUUUUGGGGCCAACCAAACGAAUCACAAACAUAAGCGAAGAACAGCGCUUGCAGAGUGAAACAAAAAACCACACAAAGCAGAAUCCAAGGGCGAUCAAAUCAUUCCAAAAGCUGCUGUACGUCUGUCCAGACUUUGUGCGUGCCAAUGAAGUACACCUGCGGCUUGGGCUUAUGCUCAAGGUGAAUGGAGAUUAUGAGCAAUCGCUAAAGCACCUGCAACUAGCGCUGAACGAUUCGUCCACGUGCACCUUAGCGCAGCUUGAGAUCCGCUUCCACAUUGCCCAUCUGUAUGAGGUGCAGAACAAGUACAAGUCAGCGAAGGAGGCAUACGAGCGGCUACUGGCAAACAAGCAGCUGACGGCGUCACUGAAGGCCGACAUCUACCGGCAGCUGGGAUGGAUGUACCACACUGUUGAUCUUCUCGGCGACAAGGUACAGCGGGAGCGGUUCGCUAUCCACUGUCUGCAGAAGUCGAUCGAGGCGGAACCUCGCUCGGGUCAGACACUCUACCUACUCGGUCGCUGCUUCGCCGGUAUCAACAAAGUGCACGACGCGUUUAUCGCUUACCGGAAUUCGGUGGAGAAAAGCGAAGGAAACGCUGACACAUGGUGCUCUAUUGGAGUACUCUACCAGCAGCAGAACCAGCCUAUGGAUGCACUGCAGGCCUACAUAUGUGCCGUGCAGUUAGAUAAAUCUCACUCAGCCGCCUGGACCAAUUUGGGCAUUCUGUACGAAAGCUGCAAUCAGCCGCGGGACGCGUACGCCUGCUUUCGGAACGCCACUAUCAACCAGGACCAACAGAAGGAUCGCACUGUGAGUGCUUGUGAGAAGUCCACGGUACCUGCAACCACUGCCAGCGGUUCCACCAAAGCAAACGCUUCUACCGGCCAGGGUGCCAGUGGUGGUUUCGGAACUACCGCAUCUGGAGGAACGUCCGGAACAUCAGCAAACUCAUCGACAGCUGGUGUCGCAUCAGAAACAAGUGGCAGUAGCACCACGCCAACCGGAUUACCAAACUCUCUGUUGACGGUGCUCGGGGAUUUAAGCAAUAAUAGCAACGGUGGCAACAGCAGAUCGCAAAACCUUACCCAGCGUAUCAAAUUCCUGCAGCAACAUCUUGGUAACGCUCCUAUGCCGAGCAUAACGUCCAAACGGCGGCAGCUACCUUCAAUUGAGGAGGCCUGGAAUCUGCCCAUUUCCAAUGAGAUGAGUUCGCGACAGCAACAAACGGCUCAGGCACAGCAACGCCAAUUCCAGAAAGGAUACGGACAGGGCGCCCAAUACCAUCCGGGACAGCAGCAAGUGGGGAGCAACAAUGGUCUUCCAAACAAACGCUUCAAGCAGGAAGAUGGAAGACCUGGUGCGGCUGCUGGUAUGGGAACGGUGGCCGGUCAACCGGUACCACCGUUCUAUCUUAACCAGCAGCAAGUGCUGCAACUGCAAUACCUGCAGAAUCAGAGUAACCUGACCACGCAGCAGCAAGCAAUGCUGCAAACACUGACCAACCAGUACCGAUUGAUGCAGCAACACCAACUGCGCCUUCAGCAGCAGCAACGGAACCAACAGCUUCAGCAACAGCCUUCGUUCCAGGGGCAACAACAGCCGCAGGCUGGCGGCGGUGGUUUCGUUGUGGCAGCGGGAAAUAAAACCCCACAGUCGGGUAUUGUACCGCAGACGGCUACUGGGUUCGUGAACGAUGGUCAUUUUUCACCGGCAACCGGUCAAUCACAGCAGACGGCUGGUAUGCCGUACAAGUCGGCGGGAGGCACAUAUGCACCGUCUGGUUUUCCAGUUCCCCCGAGCAGUCAGUCAUCGGGAGGUUUCACCCAAAUCACGUCCACCUCGAAUCAUCAGUCCGAUAUAGACAUACAAGCCAUUCUGGAUGACAAGGCAACGUUUGCUGAAUCGUUGCUCAAACAGCUUAGCUCGUCGGACAGUAAAGAUUCGUCGAUCGCGUCGGAAACCACCAAUACGACCGCUACAAUGGCACCCAACAGUAGUACGAAGUCUCCACCAAUAAAAGCGGAAGCAACGUCGACGACGACGGUGGCCGGUGGUGCGGCAAACGUCAAACGACAACUACUCAAUGCUAAGCAGGACAACAUCAAGCUGGAACCUGUCGUAAAGAUUGAGAAGCUACCGUCGCCCUCAUCGAUGAUGGACACGUACGCUGGCACGGUGGGUGGUGAUUUUAAGAUCUCGAUGUCUUCGAAAGAUAUUCAGCAAAUGGUACGAAGGCAAAGCAAAGCGGGAGAGCUGAAAGAUGUACCGGCUGUGUGUUCCGUACUGCCAGCGGAUGCGGCACUACCCAGCCCACCGGACUGUCCGCCGACGCGGUUAACGCGCGAACAGUUGCAACCUCCCACACCGUCCGUGUUUCUCGAGAACAAGAAGGACGCCUUCAGUCCACAGUUGCAGGAGUUCUGUCUAAAGCACCCGAUUGCCGUGGUAAGGCAGCUGGGUGCAGCGCUCAAGCUGGACCUCGGUCUGUUUUCGACAAAGACGCUUGUUGAGGCAAACCCCGACCAUACGGUCGAGGUGCGAACGCAAGUACACCAGUCACCGGACGAGAACUGGGACGGCAACAAGAACUCGAAGGUGUGGGCUUGUAUUUCGCACCGAUCGCACACAACCAUCGCGAAGUAUGCGCAGUAUCAGGCGUCUAGUUUUUCCGAUAAGAUAAAGGAGGAGCGUGAUAAACUGGCUGGAAUCUCAACCGCAUCCACUAACUCCGAUUCCGACUCGAAGGAUAGCAUCUCGAACAGCAGCGCGUGCGGUACGGCUGGAACUGGUGGCGGCGGUGGAAACAGUUCUGCUGCUGGCAAUGGCAAGCGGAAGAAGUGUAAAAAUGGCAAUAAGAUGCUACGCUUCGGCACGAACGUUGAUCUUUCCGAUGAGCGUAAAUGGAAGUCACAGUUGCAGGAAUUGCAAAAGUUGCCACCAUUUGCACGUGUCGUCUCGGCCGCUAAUAUGCUUUCGCAUGUCGGCCAUAUGAUACUCGGCAUGAACACGGUGCAGCUGUACAUGAAAGUGCCCGGUAGCCGAACGCCUGGCCACCAGGAGAACAAUAAUUUCUGCUCGAUCAAUAUUAACAUUGGGCCGGGCGAUUGUGAAUGGUUUGCGACGCCCGACUCGUACUGGGGCGGCAUACAGGCGUUGUGCGAGAAGAACAACAUCAACUAUCUGCACGGUUCGUGGUGGCCCGCGCUAGAAGAUCUGUACGCGGAGAAUAUUCCCGUGUAUCGGUUCACACAGCGACCGGGUGAUUUGGUGUGGGUUAAUGCUGGAUGCGUCCACUGGGUACAGGCCAUUGGGUGGUGUAAUAAUAUUGCCUGGAACGUUGGUCCACUGACGGCGCGACAGUACCAGCUAGCUGUCGAGCGGUACGAGUGGAACAAGCUGGAAAGCUACAAGAGUAUUGUCCCGAUGGUUCAUCUGAGCUGGAAUCUCGCCCGUAACAUCAAGGUGUCUGACCCGAAAAUGUUCGAAUCGAUUAAAACCUGCCUAAUGCAAACGAUGAAACACUGUAUGCAGGUGUUGGAGUAUGUAAAGUCGCUUAACAUAGAAGUUCGGUUUCAUGGUCGUGGUAAAAAUGAAGCAUCGCACUACUGUGGGCAAUGUGAGGUGGAAGUGUUCAAUGUGCUGUUCAUUCGCGAACAGGAAAAGCGUCACAUCGUACACUGUAUGGGCUGUGCGCGUAAACAAUCGCCCGGUCUGCAGGGUUUCGUGUGUCUCGAAGAGUACACACUGGACGAGUUGAUGCAAGUGUACGAUGCGUUUGUGUUGCACACUCCACCGCCACCACCGCCAGUUACGUCCGCCGCUCCAGCACAGUCUCCGCAACAUCAGCAGCAGCAGCAGCCCGCUUCAUCGCCUGUAGGUAAUGUCGGUGGUUCGCAGAUAAAUGUAAGCUCCUCUAGUACUGCCACUUCUACUGCCGCCGCAUCGUGUUCAUCGUCGUCCGCUGCCGCAAUGGGUGGAGCGGUCGGCGGCACCAGCACUGGUGGAUCGGUACCGGUGUCUUCGGUGGCUUCGUAAGUCACCAGGGGUGUGUGUGCAUAUAUAUACACACCUUAAAUGCUCCAAUACUAUCAUCCUACCACAAGAGAGAUGGGCAAAGCAAAUGCCCUUCUCGAACAAUUUUCGGCCCCACCAAAUCCAUGCAACACAAGCGCUCUGUGCCCUGAGACUGGCUGACGCAAAAAAAAGCUUGUUUAAGGGCGGACGCUUGUAACGAUAGUAGCAUUGUUUUAUUCGGUAAGUUUAGUUUUAAUUUAGUUCAAAUGUACGCAAAUUGUGUAUCCCCUGCAUAUAUAUAGUGGUUUGUGAAAGGUAUAUAGAAUUCGGAAAUAGGAUAAGUGCAUUAAGCUAAAGCGCACCGUUCGUAAGCGGUUCGUUAGGGAAAGUAGCGUUUGUGGAUUUCUCCACACGGAAAGGUAAACAAAAUAUUGCAUAUAGUGAAGGGGAGGAGUACAUUGUAUAUCUACAGGGUUAGAUUUUUGUUGUUUGAUUUUCGAACCUUCUAAAAGACUUUUAAAACAUACUGAAUUGCAAACGCGCUCUGUACGGCUUUGUGCGCUGACAUGCGUUGCAUUUCAACGGCAAAAUUAAUGAAUUCGUUAGAUGAAAAACAAGAACACAUUUUAUGAAAGUGAUUGUACAUAUAACUAAACUACUCCCAAUCCCGUUUAAGUGAGCUAAUAGUCUGUCGAAUGGUGUAUAUGUGUUGCGUGUAAUCGGUUGGAAUUGAACAAUCUGACUGCGGCAGCACCGUUUAGUGAUAAGUUUUCAGUUGAAUUAGAACAAGAAAACACAACAAAAAAACACUACACAUGCAAAUUUCCAUCACAGAAAAGGGAGAACUUAAGCCAAAAUGCCUGUAUUGGUGGAGUAAGAAAUGAUAAGGUAAGCGGGCCCGUAAAUGAGAUAUUGGCUAUUUUUGUAUGCUUAGGUUUACAACUUAAAACCACCACCCUUUUGCGGAU